GCGGUCGCCUUUGUGUGGGUCGAGCGGCGGCGGUGGCGGCGGCGGUGGCGGCGGCGGCAGUGGCGGUCCCACUGGCAGGCGGGCAAGAGGGGAGUCAGGGCGGCGUCCGGCGUGGAAGCCGGGGGACCACCAUGGUAAAGAAGCGGAAAGGCCGUGUCGUGAUCGACUCGGAUACGGAAGACAGCGGCAGUGACGAGAACCUGGAUCAGGAGCUCUUGUCCCUGGCGAAACGGAAGCGCAGUGACUCCGAGGAGAAGGAGCCUCCUGUGAGUCAGCCUGCAGCCUCAUCAGAUUCAGAGACCUCCGACAGUGAUGAUGAGUGGACAUUUGGGAGCAAUAAAAAUAAGAAGAAAGGAAAAACCAGAAAAGUAGAGAAGAAAGGAGCCAUGAAGAAGCAAGCCAACAAAGCUGCCUCCUCGGGCAGCUCAGACAGAGACAGCUCAGCUGAGAGCUCUGCCCCUGAGGAAGGUGAAGUGUCAGAUUCUGAGAGCAGCAGCUCCUCUUCCAGUUCAGAUUCAGACUCCUCGUCAGAAGAUGAAGAAUUCCAUGAUGGCUAUGGAGAGGAUCUUAUGGGAGAUGAGGAAGAUAGGGCCCGACUGGAGCAGAUGACGGAGAAGGAGAGGGAGCAGGAGCUCUUCAACCGCAUAGAGAAGAGAGAGGUGUUGAAAAGAAGGUAAGCUGUCUGUACACUUAGUUUCUCACAGUUUAAGAUUUUCUCCAGCUUCACAGUGGUAUAAGGCUUUACCCAUAUAAUUAUUUUUUUCAUUUAUUACAGUUUUUGAUAAAUUACACGAGAUGCCAAACACUUCAUUUCACAGGAUGUCUUGUCCCACCGGCCACCAAGUAAAUGCACAGACACUUUGUAUUAAUUAUGAGAGCUUGGCCUGAGCUUGGCAGACCCUCAGCUAGCUCAUCUAAGUAAACCCGACCCUCGAGCUCUGUCACACCCUGUGGCUUGUUAGUUACCUUUUCCUCAGUCCCUGUACCUGUUCCUCCUUCCUCUGUGUCUGGCUGGCAAAUCUCCCGCCUCUCUCUCUCUUUCCCAGAGUUCCUAUCUCUGCCUGGAAGUUUGGCCUAUCCUCUCCUGCUUUGCUAUAGGCCGUUCAGCUCUUUAUUAAACCAAUCAGAAGGUGAUGGAGAACAUGUUUACAAAACACCGAGACAGAUUUGAAAUUAAGAAAAAACUAAAAACAGCCAAAAAGAAAGAGAAGAAAGAAAAAAAGAAAAAGCAGGAAGAAGAACAAGAAAAGAAGAAGCUGACACAGAUUCAGGAAUCUCAGGUUACUUCCCACAAUAAAGAACGGCGUUCCAAGCGGGAUGAAAAACUAGAUAAGAAAUCUCAAGCCAUGGAGGAGCUAAAAGCAGAGCGAGAAAAACGGAAGAACAGAACAGCUGAGCUCCUCGCCAAAAAACAGCCAUUGAAAACCAGUGAGGUCUACUCUGACGAUGAGGAGGAGGAAGAUGAUGACAAGUCCAGUGAGAAAUCGGACCGCUCAUCCCGGACAUCAUCAUCUGAUGAAGAGGAAGAGAAAGAAGAAAUCCCUCCAAAAUCACAGCCAGUCUCAUUACCCGAGGAACUGAAUCGGGUUCGGUUAUCACGGCAUAAGCUAGAGCGCUGGUGUCACAUGCCCUUCUUUGCUAAAACUGUCACAGGAUGUUUUGUACGGAUUGGCAUUGGAAACCACAAUAGCAAGCCAGUUUACCGGGUGGCUGAGAUCACGGGUGUUGUGGAAACUGCCAAAGUUUACCAGCUGGGUGGCACCAGAACAAAUAAAGGGCUCCAGCUACGGCAUGGCAAUGACCAGCGAGUGUUCCGCCUAGAGUUUGUGUCCAACCAAGAAUUCACUGAAAGUGAAUUCAUGAAGUGGAAAGAAGCGAUGUUUUCUGCUGGCAUGCAGUUGCCCACACUAGAUGAAAUCAAUAAAAAGGAAUUAUCUAUUAAGGAAGCUCUCAAUUAUAAAUUCAAUGAUCAGGACAUUGAGGAGAUUGUAAAAGAGAAGGAAAGGUUCAGAAAAGCCCCACCAAACUAUGCUAUGAAGAAGACUCAGCUGCUAAAGGAGAAGGCUAUGGCUGAGGACCUGGGAGAUCAGGACAAAGCCAAACAAAUCCAAGACCAGCUAAAUGAGCUAGAGGAGCGAGCAGAGGCCCUGGACCGCCAGCGGACCAAGAACAUAUCUGCUAUCAGCUACAUCAACCAGCGGAAUCGGGAGUGGAAUAUUGUGGAGUCUGAGAAGGCUCUGGUGGCUGAAAGUCACAACAUGAGAAACCAACAGAUGGACCCCUUCACCAGGCGGCAGUGCAAACCCACCAUCGUCUCUAAUUCCAGGGAUCCAGCUGUUCAGGCUGCCAUUUUGGCCCAGCUCAAUGCAAAAUACGGUUCUGGGGUAUUACCAGAUGCUCCAAAGGAAAUGAGCAAGGGUCAAGGAAAGGAUAAAGAUUUGAAUUCUAAGACAGCCAGUGACCUCUCGGAAGACCUGUUCAAAGUGCAUGACUUUGACGUGAAGAUUGACUUACAGGUUCCAAGCUCAGAGUCAAAAGCUUUGGCCAUUACCUCCAAAGCCCCACCAGCCAAGGACGGAGCUCCGAGGAGAUCUCUGAACUUAGAAGACUACAAAAAACGACGGGGGCUUAUUUGAGCACUUCCAGCCUGCUGCUUCCAACCCUGCAUGCCCCGCCAUCGUCCUGCCUUUCCUCUUUUCCUCUGAUUCGCCCUCUUUGGGCUGGAGCAGCAGUGGAACUGGGAAGAGACUCUAAACUGCCAGUCAUUGUAAUAUAAACCAUUUACUGUAUAGACCUUCCUUGUCUGUCCCAUCUCCCAGCAACCCCAGGCCCCACCCACGGUGGAUCUGGGUUGGAUGGGGCUUCUUCUCUUUAGGUUUGUGUUUGCCCUCCCGCCUGCUUCUGGUUUGUAACUAGCACAGUCCCGCCACUCAGCACACUCAGUAUUACCGUGGAGCUGUGGGGUUCUUGCUAGAGGCCCUGGUGGCAGCAGUGGCAGCACUUCAGUGUCCUUCAGGCUGCCUUGGGCCCGACCAUCGAACAUUUGGCAUCUAACCCUUGCAGAGAGUGGGACUGGGCGGCUGCCAUCUUCUUCCCUCUCAUCCUUCUCUUCUUCCUGUGUCCAUGGAAGAGGGAUUUUCAAAACCAGUUUAGUUUCCAAAAAGUGUACAUUUAUGGGGAGGGAGGGAAGGGGCCUAAUUUGAGUGAGAGAGAGAGAGAGAGAGAGUGUGUGUGUGUGUGUGUGUGUGUGUGUGUGUGUGUGUGUGUGUGUGUAUUUUUUAUCAUUUUUUAAAAUGCAGUACUCUUUGUAUCAGUCUGUCAUGGGUCUAUAGCUGUUUCAGAUUUUUUUGAGCUGUACUUGAGCAUCUGAAACUGCAAGAAAGAAACUGAUUAAAUGUGAUUCUUCUUACUAAACAGGCCUGACUGCUGUAGCUGUGUGACUUCCCUCCCUCUACCCUAGCACUGCCCUACCCCACAGGAAACUCCCAUCUAGUCCCCUUGCCCCAUAGGCUGUGUUCUAGCAGGUGAGCAGGAAGCUCAUGGCAGGUCCUAGGGAGGGCAGCCAGAGAGUCUCGCUCAUUCCACAGGCACAGCUUCUUGACUGAACGUAGCACAUCUCGUCCCCACCCACUGUUCCUGUCUCUUCCUAGUGACUCUGAUGUUUGGCAAGAAUAACAUUUUCUGGUUUUUUAAGAAAUAAUUCAACAUGAAUGUGGAGAGCAAACAAAAAGAUGUAGGUUGCAAAUGUUACCAGCAUGUGCAGUGGUGUGUGUGUGCCUAUGUGUGUCUCUGUGUGUGCAUAUAUAUGUGGUGAGCAUAUAUAUAUAUUGUGCAGCUAGGGUGAAGCCAGCAAAGAGGUGUGUAUGUUGUUAUGAGACGUUUGAAAAGAAGCUGACUGCUUGAUAAUCAUUCUCAGGUGUAAAGCUCCAAGUGUAAAUAAAAGUGGCAUUUAACAAAUUUUUUCAGAACAAAGUCCAGCUGAUGAUCUCCAGCAAGCAGUAAGCUAAAGGAACAGCUGAGAGCCGCCGAUCUGCACACAGUGCAGAGGGGUCAGCUCUGUGCUUCACUGACUUGGAUAAGGAAGGGAUGAUGGGAAAUCAUGGAAUUAAGUAGUAUUUAAACAAAAGUGGACGUAAUAGCUCUUCUGUUUGAGUAAAGCCUUGGUGUUGCUUUAUCUUAGUUUACAUUUUUACUUUUUAAAAAGCAGCAACGGAUGCUUUUAAAGAAGUAUUGUGACUGUAGCACUGGGAAAUGUGGCCCGUGCCCCAGCUUGUUGUAGCUGUGGCAUAGAGUUGGGCAAAAGAGCGGUGAUGGACUCAUUGCAACCAUACAUACUUGAAGAGUCCAUUGACCGAAGCUCUUUAUAGACUGUUUUGUAAAUGGGGAAAUCACAGACUGUUGAACGCCGCCUGCACUCUAACGGUCCUAGAGCUGCUGGGACCUCUCCUAUCAUGUCAGACUUGGACUUUUUUCCUUCUUGUUUAAAGGACAUAAAAUCAUAGAAUCCAUAUAAUCUGUGGAGUCAUCCUGACCCACAUGUAGAUCUGUAUCUAAUAUUAUUUGGAUUUGGACAAGUGUCAAUGACAUGGCUGUGUAAUAAAAUUUUUAUUAAAAAUACCACACACUGUAGCCCCUUUGCCACUCCCCAUCUGCAGCUGCUGAAACCCUCAUGCUGAGAUGCCAAAACACGGGGCAGGGAAAAAAAGCCCACCAAAGAAGAUUGAGAGUUAACCCAGCAACUGACCUGCCUGUCUGCUGAUUCCAGUCAACAUUCAGCACCUACCUGCAGUCUCAGCUGAGGUGGGGCCUGAGCCAAGAUCUCAGCCAGUCAAUGGAACCUUAGCUUUGUCCCACCAACUGGCUUCCUGGUGGGUCACAGUUUUUCUCCUGCUGGUGAAUGCCCUCAGUGGCCUCUCCAUCACCCCAACUUCACUUCAGUGUUGAGGGGCGUAGGACCCAAAGCUGUUUUCUACUCUUUUUCAGUUCUGGGAAGUAAGAGAGUCCAUAUACCUAGCUCAUGCUGUCUGUAGAUCUGUUGUCUGGUUUCUGACAGGCACAGAGAAAGUCUGUUUUUGUUAUUUUUUUUGUGAAGUCCUGACUUCAAUCUGUAAAUAUAUUUGUAAAUAAACUCUGGCAUUUUAAUAAGGGA
Molecule: messenger RNA, 5149 nt
Organism: Mus musculus (house mouse)
Lineage: Eukaryota; Metazoa; Chordata; Mammalia; Rodentia; Muridae
Gene: Rtf1
Product: RTF1, Paf1/RNA polymerase II complex component
Exons: 18
Coding region: 1134-2636 (500 amino acids)
Biological process (GO): transcription elongation by RNA polymerase II; stem cell population maintenance
Cellular component (GO): nucleoplasm; Cdc73/Paf1 complex; nucleus
Molecular function (GO): DNA binding; single-stranded DNA binding
Source: RefSeq, a predicted model, not a curated record